Maniola jurtina (meadow brown) is the source of this 617-nucleotide messenger RNA. Its product is annotated as 10 kDa heat shock protein, mitochondrial. Lineage: Eukaryota; Metazoa; Arthropoda; Insecta; Lepidoptera; Nymphalidae. The coding region runs from base 163 to 474 and encodes 103 amino acids. Gene Ontology annotation, molecular function: protein-folding chaperone binding; ATP binding; metal ion binding. The transcript has a single exon. The record is from RefSeq and is a predicted model, not a curated record. Gene Ontology annotation, cellular component: mitochondrial matrix.
UAUUAAACUGGCAACACCACAGACACAUGGGAAUUGGAAUAUAUUUUCGCCGGCACGAAUAUUCUAGAUUUCAAUUUUGAAGUGAAGAUUACAAAAGUCAAAAGUCACAAAAUAAAAUCUCGAUUCAUUUGUCUUGAUCUGAUAGAAGUUUACUCCAAGAAGAUGUCCAAUAUUGUGAAACAAUUAAUCCCCUUGCUGGACAGAGUUCUCAUCAAAAGAGCCGAAGCCGUCACAAAGACUGCGGGAGGCAUCGUGAUACCAGAAAAAGCUCAAUCCAAGGUACUUCACGGAGAAGUCGUGGCUGUGGGCCCUGGAGCAAGGAAAGAAAAUGGAGACUUCAUCCCCAUUCUGGUGAAAGUGGGAGAUAAAGUGCUGCUCCCGGAAUAUGGCGGUACCAAAGUUAGCUUAGAAAAUGAUGAAAAGGAAUACCACCUCUUCAGAGAAUCUGACAUAUUAGCGAAGAUCGGAAAUUAAUUUUAGUGCUAGUAGUUAUAAUUUGCUGCGGUUCGAAUUGGUUAAUUAGUUUAGUGUAUGGACAUGAUGUUGUGAUUGUGUAAUAUGUUCAAUGCUGUGGAACAUAAUGUUGGAUUUGCAUUUAUUAUAACAAUGUUAUAAAA